Austrofundulus limnaeus is the source of this 468-nucleotide messenger RNA. RefSeq names its product synaptonemal complex central element protein 2 (gene syce2). Gene Ontology annotation, biological process: synaptonemal complex assembly. The record is from RefSeq and is a predicted model, not a curated record. Gene Ontology annotation, cellular component: central element. NCBI's taxonomy places the organism in Eukaryota, Metazoa, Chordata, Actinopteri, Cyprinodontiformes, Rivulidae.
AGGUGACUGAGAUGUUCCAGCAGAUGAAGGAGCACAUGUACACGGUCUAUGAGAAGAACAGCGCUGAGAUGCAGCUGAAGCUUCAGGAGCUGGCGGAGGUGCUGGACAGCUGCACGAAGCUGAACGACGAACUCGUGGAGGCCGGUCAGGCCCUGGCGAGUCUCAGAGAGGCUCUGGGCAUAACUCAGAGCUCAAACCAGUAACGAACCAGUUAUCAAUAGUGAAUAAGUUGUUCUGAAUAUCCUGACUUGUUUUAAUGAUACUAAAUAUUAGCUUGGCUUUGGGCAAAAUGUUGGUGUAGAUAUUGUCCGUUCUGUUGUAUGUUGUCUUUGUAGWGUGGAACUUGUUUGCAGCAGUUGAUUCUGCUUUAGGUUUCAGGUAAACAGUUUGUGCCUUGAGUUAAAAAAAACUCAUGGUUUCUAUUGUUUUUGUUUGAACAUAUCUUCACUUAAUAAAAACAUUUCACAU